Cyprinus carpio (common carp) is the source of this 3270-nucleotide messenger RNA. RefSeq names its product DNA mismatch repair protein Msh2-like. The record is from RefSeq and is a predicted model, not a curated record. Gene Ontology annotation, cellular component: nucleus; MutSalpha complex. Lineage: Eukaryota; Metazoa; Chordata; Actinopteri; Cypriniformes; Cyprinidae. Gene Ontology annotation, biological process: somatic recombination of immunoglobulin genes involved in immune response; mismatch repair; mitotic recombination. Gene Ontology annotation, molecular function: ATP binding; mismatched DNA binding; ATP-dependent DNA damage sensor activity.
CGCCCCGUUUGCCUUUGACCCCCCUGGCGCGCCUGUGCGGUGGCGGGAGAUUCCAGCAUGGCGGUGCAACCUAAACAAAAUCUGUCCAUGGACAGUGCAUCGGAACAAGGAUUUCUGAAUUUUUAUUUUUCUAUGCCCGAGAAACCAGACACCACAGUGAGAGUAUUUGAUCGAAACGAUUAUUAUACGGUUCACGGAAAAGAUGCAGGUUUUGCAGCCAAGGAGGUUUUCAAGACGAAUGGAGUCAUCAAAAACCUGGGCACAGGAAAUAAGAGGUUGGAGAGUGUGGUUCUCAGUAAGAUGAACUUUGAGUCAUUUGUGAGGGACCUGCUGCUGGUCAGGCAGUACCGGGUGGAGGUUUACAAGAAUGCCAGUAAGAGCAGCAAAGAACAUGACUGGCAAAUAUCUUACAAGGCGUCUCCGGGAAAUCUGACCCAGUUUGAGGAGAUUUUAUUUGGCAGUGGAGGAGGGCCUGGGGAGGGAGCUGCCGGUGUUGUCGGGGUUCGUCUUGGCACCGGGGCCGAUGGACAGCGUGUUGUCGGUGUUGGCUAUGUGGACAGCACCCUCAGGAAACUCGGUGUGUGUGAAUUCCCAGACAACGAUCAGUUUUCCAAUCUGGAGGCUCUUCUUGUGCAGAUCGGGCCCAAAGAGUGUGUGCUUCCUGGAGGAGAUGCAGGUGGAGACCUUGGGAAACUCAAACAGGUGGUACAGCGUGGUGGCAUUCUGCUCACGGACAGGAAGAAAUCAGAGUUCACAACCAAAGACACUGUGCAGGAUCUGAAUCGGCUACUGAAGGCCCGUAAGGGAGAGACUGUGUCCAGUGCUGCACUUCCAGAGAUGGAGAAACAGAUUGCAAUGUCUUGCUUACAAGCGGUAAUCAAAUACCUGGAGCUUCUCUCAGAUGAGGCCAGUUUUGGUUCCUUCAAGAUAUCCACCUUUGACCUCAACCAGUACAUGCGUCUGGAUAAUGCUGCUGUGCAGGCCCUGAAUCUCUUCCAGGGUUCCUCUGAUGAUGCUACAGGCACACACUCUCUGGCAGGCCUCUUAAACAAAUGUCGUACCCCACAAGGACAGCGGUUGGUCAGCCAGUGGAUCAAACAGCCUCUCAUUGACAAAAACAAGAUAGAAGAAAGACUGGAUCUGGUGGAGACUUUUGUGGAGGACUCUGAGCUGAGGAAGAGUUGUCAGGAGGAUCUUCUCCGCCGUUUUCCAGACCUGAACCGAAUGGCAAAGAAGUUCCAGCGUCAAAGUUGUAAUUUACAAGACUGUUACAGGGUCUAUCAAGCUGUGGGGCAACUGCCGAGUCUGGUGCUGGCGUUGGAGAGAUACAGUGGGAAACAUCCGGUCCUCCUGCACGCAGCAUUCAUCUCUCCCCUCAACGACCUCGUCUCUGACUUCUCCAAAUUUCAGGAGAUGAUUGAAACCACACUAGACAUGAACCAGGUUGAACAUCAUGAGUUCCUGGUGAAACCCUCAUUUGAUCCCACAUUGAGUGAGCUCAGGGAGAACAUGGAUCGUUUGGAGAAAGCCAUGCAGGCUGCCUUGAACAGUGCGGCUCGUGAACUGGGGCUGGAAGCAGCUAAGACUGUGAAGCUUGAAUCCAAUGCACAGAUCGGUUACUUUUUCCGAGUCACGUGCAAAGAAGAAAAGAGUCUUCGCAACAACAAGAAAUUCACUACUUUAGAUGUUCAAAAGAACGGAGUGCGAUUCACUAACAGUAAGCUGAGCUCUUUGAAUGAAGAGUACAUUAAAAGCAGAGAAGAGUAUGAAGAGGCACAGAACGCCAUCGUCAAAGAGAUCAUCACCACAUAAGCAAUUUACAGCUAUGUGGAUCCAGUACAGACUCUGAAUGAGGUGAUAGCUCAGCUGGAUGCAGUGGUGAGCUUUGCUGUGGUGUCCCAUGCUGCCCCAGUGCCUUACAUAAGGCCUAAAAUACUAGAGAAAGGGUCAGGGAGACUCGUUUUAAAGGCGGCAAGACAUCCCUGUGUUGAAGCCCAAGAUGAUGUGGCUUUCAUUCCCAAUGAUGUCACCUUCGCAAAGGGCGAGGAGAUGUUUCAUAUCAUCACAGGUCCAAAUAUGGGUGGUAAAUCUACAUACAUCCGUCAAGUGGGUGUGAUCGUGCUGAUGGCACAGAUUGGUUGUUUUGUACCAUGUGAUGAGGCAGAGCUAAGUGUGGUGGACUGCGUGCUCGCUCGAGUGGGUGCGGGGGACAGCCAGAUCAAAGGAGUGUCCACAUUUAUGGCUGAGAUGCUGGAGACUGCUGCUAUUCUUCGAUCAGCCACAGAGGAUUCUCUCAUCAUUAUUGAUGAAUUGGGCAGAGGCACGUCCACAUACGAUGGCUUUGGUCUGGCCUGGGCAAUCCACCACCACACCCACAGACUCAAGUCCUUCUGCCUGUUUGCCACUCACUUCCAUGAGCUGACGGCACUUGCACAGCAGGUUCCCACUGUCCGUAACCUCCACGUCACUGCCCUGACCACAGACAGCACUCUCACCAUGCUCUACAAGGUGAAAAGUGGCGUUUGUGACCAGAGCUUUGGGAUUCAUGUGGCAGAGCUUGCCAACUUCCCCAAGCAUGUGAUCGCUAAUGCACGGGAGAAGGCUUUGGAGCUUGAGGAGUUCCAGGAUAUCUCAGGAGCCGGGGAGGAAGCUGGACCCGAAGCCAAGAAACGCUGCCUGGAGAAACAGGAGGGGGAGAAGAUUAUCGAGGCUUUCCUGGCUAAGGUUAAAUCAAUGCCUGCUGAAAGCAUGUCUGAUGAGGCUGUCAAAGAGGAGCUGCGCAAACUCAAGGCAGAGGUCAUCGGACAAAACAAUAGCUUUGUUAAUGAGAUAGUGUCACGUUCUGCCAAAGUCAAACUGACUUCAGCAUAAGGGCUGAGCAUUGGCUUAGUGGAUAAAAGUCCCAACAUUUCUGUAAAAUUGUUUGUGUAACGGAAAUGGAUAUAAUCUAUAGUAGAUUAGAAAAAUGUUCCAUUUUAGCAUCAUCCUUUUCUUUUCAAAUGUUUUUUUUGUUUGUUUAUUUUGCAAAUUGUUGCCACAUUCUAUCAUAAGUCUAAGUAAAAACUUGCAAUUUAAAAAAAAAAAAAUGAUGUAUAUUGUCAGUCAAAAUCACAGCUACAAUUUUGUUUAGUGACAAUGUCGCCAUCUAGUGGAUGCGUCUGGAAAUGUUGACAUUUUCAAUUUUAUUUUUACCUAGUUUCAAAGCUAAUGUUUUAAUAUUAUAAUUACAUGUUAAGUUCAGACAGACAUUAUUUGUACCCUUUUAAAUUU